CCUGCUCAGCCGCAUCAUAUUUGAUACUGUAUAACCCUGCGUGACUUCGAUUCCCCGUUCGCGGAGCGAUGCAAGCCCAUGCUCCUGAACCCGAACUUUGCCAAUAAUUGCCUAAUACAACCCUAGCGCGCGGACUUCAACCACAGCACGGUGUACAGCUUGCAUGUCGGAUGACUCGACUAUCACUCAAACUCCUAUCGGCAGCGAUGAGACAGGGGGCAACAGAGCUGUUUUCCAGUGGCUUACGAUGCAAGGCUGUGUGUUCAUGUUUCAUGCGCGCACAGCUGCAGCGUGCAGUGUAUAACCAUGUCUGUCCGAACUGUGCGCGUCGUCUCGUAAUGUAUAUCUCUGGGAGGUCCUCCUUCUCAAUAUGAACGAUAAGACUUCAGUGGAACAGCUCAACUUCUGUCCAUCUAGCCUCUCAGCAAGUUCUAUACGAACGCCAUGUCUUGCCUUCCUUUGUUCUCUUUUAGGCCAGCCAGCUCUGCCGUAUCCAACCCCUAUCACGACUCAUCGGUAUCCAGACGUGGCGAACAAGGACUGGAGAGCCCAGAUACCACUCCGAAGAUGACUGAUGGGGAUGAGUACCUGUACGACAAGUUAUCACAAGUUUCUGUCUCUCACAGGCGCAUUGACUCUUUCGAAUGGGUGAUGACACAGUCCGCGCCAAACACCCCUCAAACGUUAUUCGACUUGAGCAGCGAGCCAUUUCCCGCUCCAACGCCUAGAAUGGUCAGCUCCGCACCACUGCCAGUCCCUAGUGAGAUGUGGUCCACGAGCUCACGACCUGAUGUGACCAAGGAGAAGAGGGGUUACUUUGAUUGGUGGUCAUCACCUACCUUAGGGUCUGGCGAAGGAUAUACCAGAAUAUCAACAGUUGAAGCGGAGGACAAAGUGGAAGACGAAGUGAAAGACGGAGCAGAUACAUCGAGCGGCACGUCGAUUGCAGGACCAACAGAAACGCUGAACUGGGGUUCAUGGGCGGAAGACCUGGCAUCUCCAAGCGAAGAGAGUGGCCCAAUUCGACCUUCACAGGAGCUCAAUGCACUUGGAAUACUGUUUCCGUGCACCCCUACACACAAUUCCGCGAGUUUAGAGCUCUACGAUACACAUGUCUCUUCCAUACCUCCCCGGGAGCUUCCUCGAAAGACUGUACCCCGGACACCAAAGCGUGUAUCUUUUUCUCCAGUCGUCGAUGAAGUUGCACUAGAGACUUUUCCGAACCUCGACUCUGCGGAGCAGCCGUCGUCAUAUUGGGGUGGUUACUUGCCGUCAUCGUUUCUCGUGGCGCGACCUCCACUAGCACGAAUAACCUCUAAUCCUGUGCCCAAAAGGAGGGCGGCGACUCGGCCUAUCUUGAAGCACUCAAGCUUUUCGAACCAUGGGGCAGGUCAAGACGUUACUCCGAGCACUGAGAUGACACAGCUGCCGCACAGCAUGAAUGGGACAGAUACGGCGACUUCAGCCUCACCGAUACCAACCCAACGACUGUCGGCGGCGACAUUACGAACCAAUGGAUCCAGACAUGUGGGAGGGGAUCCAGGUGAGAUUGACAGUACUUUCGUAAAGAUACUUCAAGUCACACAAAAGCCUGCGCGCCGAGGAUGCGACUCGCUACUUUCCGAUACAUUAAGUAUGAUUGGCGAUGACUGUUAAUCUCAGAAAGGCUCAGAUGGCUUUUACUCUUGUAGUCUUUUGUACAACCAAUGUAUGUAUAAAUAUAUAUUUCUUCAUACUACCUUAUAUUCGUA
Boeremia exigua is the source of this 1751-nucleotide messenger RNA. RefSeq lists its product as uncharacterized. The transcript has a single exon. The coding region runs from base 445 to 1656 and encodes 403 amino acids. Lineage: Eukaryota; Fungi; Ascomycota; Dothideomycetes; Pleosporales; Didymellaceae. The record is from RefSeq and is a predicted model, not a curated record.